This is a messenger RNA of Branchiostoma floridae (Florida lancelet), 612 nucleotides long. RefSeq names its product serine/threonine-protein kinase pdik1l-B-like. Gene Ontology annotation, molecular function: protein kinase activity; ATP binding. Gene Ontology annotation, biological process: protein phosphorylation. The transcript is spliced from 2 exons. The record is from RefSeq and is a predicted model, not a curated record. Bases 22 to 522 code for a protein of 166 amino acids. Lineage: Eukaryota; Metazoa; Chordata; Leptocardii; Amphioxiformes; Branchiostomatidae.
GAGUUCAUCAUCCUUCUACCGAUGAAAUCCACAGCUUUGGAUUUCAUCAACAUAGUGAUGAACUCCACAGCUGUGGAGUUCAUCAAUCCACUAUCCUCGGAUAUACCUCAGGUUUGCGGAAACGCAUUUGGUGACAUCUUUUCCCAGUACUACCUGCAAACAGACGGGGUAUUCUUUUGGUACGCUGCCCCGGAGAUUUGGGACCGUCAUUACACCAAGAAAUGUGACGUCUACUCCAUGGGUGUCAUGUUUGCCGCCAUGCUUGACCGUACCAUUACAACAAAAACUGUCGAUAGGAAACCCCUUCUAGUUGUCUGCAUCCAGGGGGAGCCAGUGGCCGAUGUGCAGCUUCGAAACCCCGAAAUCAACCUGGCAGAUCACAUCAUGAUAGGACAACCAGACAACAUGCUCAAACAAAUCAUUCUUCGCAUGAUGGCAUAUGACUAUCAUGCCCGCCCCACCGCAGCGGAAGUCAACACAUCAAUUCGUCAAACACAGUCGGAGCCAUGUACACUGUCGUGAGGCAAGUGUACGUGCAUGCAUGUUAUCUUCCUGUUUGAUGGGUCAUAUUAACUCUGCCAGAAAAUGAUUGAAAAUACAACUUCGUUACAC